Molecule: messenger RNA, 1543 nt
Organism: Phytophthora nicotianae INRA-310
Lineage: Eukaryota; Oomycota; Peronosporomycetes; Peronosporales; Peronosporaceae
Exons: 3
Coding region: 73-1341 (422 amino acids)
Molecular function (GO): protein binding
Source: RefSeq, a predicted model, not a curated record
CGGUAAUCAUCAGUCGUCCACUGAAACCUUUCAAACUCGAUUAUUCGAUCUUCCCCCCUCUAAGUGUCAAUAAUGGAGCUCGAGGCCGAGAACGCGAGGCUUAAGGAGGCGCUACAAGCGCUACAGAAGCGCUACGACCGUCUAGAUGCAUCCACCACAAAGCAGAUUCAGGAUCUGACGGACGAGAAUGAGCUGUUGGCCGAAGCCAACCGUCUACUGCUCGAGAAACAGGCGCAAAACCCUUCGACUCCCUCCAAAGACGCUCUGAGUCUUCUCCAGGUGCCGGACGAGCUGCUACUGCCCGGUCCAGCGCUUUCAAUCCGCCAGCUAGUGGCAUUAGACAAUGUGCACUCAUUCGGGAACUUGCUAAGUGUCAGUGCACACGCCACGAGGCCCGAGAUCGUCAUCACAGGUGGAGCGGACAAGUGCGUCUGUGUGCACGACUGGAAGACAGGCCAGAAGCUCUGCGCAGUGGAAACUAGCGCCCCAGUGUUGGCUCUGGCGUUUAAUCCUAAGAGAGAGUUUGCUGAAUACUUUGUAGCUGCAGGAAUGGACGCUAAACAUGCACUGUAUAGACUGGAGCAGCUAGGAAAGCAGUGGCGUGUACGCACGGUAUGUGAGUUCCAUGAUCAUAAUCGACAUGGAGCGUUCAAGAUCGCGUGGAGUGCAAGUGGACUGUUCUUUGCCACAGGAUCAAGCGAUAAGUCGCUGAAUAUGUAUCAGUGCUCGCAUCUGGAUGGAGACGGUGAACAGGUGGAGAAGAUCAAGUCGUUCUACUUUAACGGAACGGUGGAAGCUAUGGCGUUUGCUCCGUCGGGAUCAGAGAGAAGUGAGCUGCUGGUGGUUGCAGUGAGAGAUGACUGCUACGUGCAUUACAUUGACUGCUCCACGUUCGAGAAGGAGAGAGUGAACAUGAAUCCAGACGGCAUUGAGCACGUCUCGUACACGAUCAUGGACCUGAGUCUAUCGCCGAGUGGCAAAUAUCUCCUGGCAGCCACGGAUUCCAACCGCAACUUUAUCUUCGCAAUCAAACGGAAUGUGGCGCUGAGAAGUUUUUACGGGCACAAGGCUGGACCUUACAGUCAGCCGCGUGCUGUAUGGCAUCCAUCGGAAAAGUACGUCAUCUCCAAUAACGAAGAGAACGGCACCAUCUUUGUGUGGUCUAUCGCGUCUGAACAGGUUGUGGAGACGUUUGAUGCCCACGACGCGUUGGUACGAGAUCUUGUGUGUCCUACCACUGUGUCCUCCUCAGGCUCCCCGACGUUAGUGACGGUGUCUUACGACAAGCGGAUGAAGGUCUGGGAAUCGCCUCUGGCAACGACAGGCAUCGAGAUUAUGUAAAAAAAAAAAACACACUUAGAAAAGCUGAGAGUUUGUUUAUGAUGUGCUAAGCUGAGUGAAUACUUCUUUGAGAUCUCUGAUUUCCUGCAAAGCGGCGACCGUCGAGGCCUCCCAACGAUCUAACUUGGCUUGAAUAGCACUGAUCAUGCUUUCUUUCCCUUGUAGUUCUGCUUUAAGGGAGUCGGCAUCCACACUUUGCUCC